UCUGAAGUUCUCUGUCUAUGACAAAACCGACGGGUGACGCCGCCGAUUAUUGACCUCCACCAAUAUGGUUUCACUAACAAUGAUCGCUCGGGUAUCGGACGGACUGCCGCUCGCUGCGUCAAUACAGGAGGAUGAACAGUCAGGAAGAAACCUCCAGCAUUACCAGAGCCAAGCCAAGCAGCUGUGCCGUAAACUGAAUGCUCAGAGUCCAGACCGCUGUACCCUGGAGGCCGGGGACAUGAACUUUCACUAUUUAAUAGCUAAGGAUGUAUGCUACCUGUUCCUCUGUGAGGCUUCAUUUCCCAGAAAGGUUGUGUUUGCAUACCUUGAAGACCUCCACAGUGAGUUUCAUGACCAGUACGGGAGAAGAGUGCCCACAGUAACGAGGCCAUACUCUUUCAUCGAGUUUGACACAUACAUUCAGAAAACAAAGAAGUCAUACAUUGACAGCAGGUUCAGGAGGAACCUGGGCAGUAUUAACACAGAGCUGCAGGAUGUCCAGAGAAUUAUGGUGGCAAAUAUUGAGGAAGUUCUGCAAAGAGGAGAAGCUCUUUCUGCUCUAGACACAAAAGCCACCAAUCUAUCCUCCCUGUCGAAGAAGUACCGCAGUGAUGCCAAAUAUCUAAACACCCGCUCCACGUAUGCAAAGGUGGCUGCUGUGGCCGUGUUCUUCAUCACACUAAUCAUCUAUGUGCGUUUCUGGUGGCUCUGAUAGACUCUUAAACAAGGACUAUGACAUAAGGGAGAGGGUGUUCCUUUUUGCUAAGCGUUUAAACAGAUACUGUUACAUUUCUAUUACAUACCAGGAUGCCUUAAAGUGGUCAUAUACAGUCUAUCCCUACUGAAGGUAGAAAUUCUGCUUUGCAUUAUACUGCUUGAUAUGUAUUCAGCAUAAACUGAGCCAUAGGUCUGUGAUGGGACUUAAAUUUCUUCUCUCUGUAUGGAAGCAAAUGCUCCAUGGUGAGUUCACGUAGCUCUGUUAACUGGAAUAUUAAGGGCGGGGUGUUGCUAAAUUAACGUUUACACACUGGUAUAGGGAGUUUCAGCAUUAAGGAGAAACUAUGUAUGCAGAGGUUUUGUAAAAAGUCUUAUUACUGUGAUAAAAUGUUUAUUGUUCAGAAAGUUUA
Molecule: messenger RNA, 1127 nt
Organism: Micropterus salmoides (largemouth bass)
Lineage: Eukaryota; Metazoa; Chordata; Actinopteri; Centrarchiformes; Centrarchidae
Gene: sec22ba
Product: SEC22 homolog B, vesicle trafficking protein a
Exons: 5
Coding region: 65-712 (215 amino acids)
Biological process (GO): endoplasmic reticulum to Golgi vesicle-mediated transport; vesicle fusion with Golgi apparatus; retrograde vesicle-mediated transport, Golgi to endoplasmic reticulum
Cellular component (GO): Golgi membrane; SNARE complex; endoplasmic reticulum membrane
Molecular function (GO): SNAP receptor activity
Source: RefSeq, a predicted model, not a curated record